Molecule: messenger RNA, 6250 nt
Organism: Sphaerulina musiva SO2202
Lineage: Eukaryota; Fungi; Ascomycota; Dothideomycetes; Mycosphaerellales; Mycosphaerellaceae
Exons: 4
Coding region: 43-6231 (2062 amino acids)
Biological process (GO): double-strand break repair via homologous recombination; replication fork processing
Cellular component (GO): Cul8-RING ubiquitin ligase complex; nucleus
Source: RefSeq, a predicted model, not a curated record
AGCGCACUACCGAGCCACAGCUAGAUAUGCCCGAUAUACCAGAUGAAGCGGUGGCAGCAUCGUGGCGAGGUCGAGGACUCCGAAGACGAUGAAGACCUCGCCGCUCUGAGCACCAGUCCAAGUCCAGAACGGCCACACAAACGCGCCAGAGCCGACAAGAGCAUCGAGCACACUGUGAAUAAUGGCCACGAGGUGGAGGCACGCCCGAGACCCAUGUUGGCCGAAGAGGAUGAGGAUGAGAUUGCCUGGCGUCCAGCGCCGGUGGCGGCUACUUAUGGGAGGAAGGGAAAGCUGACACGACCCACGAAAAAGCCACGGCCAUCAGAAGUGGAGGCAUUCGCAGGAAGGCGUCUUCGAAGCUCGUUGCCAGCCAGCAUCCAUGCCGCCGAAGAACGCGCUGUGCUGGCCAAAAUCGCUUCGAUAUCAAACCCUCCUGCGCGUGCCGAGGCCGCAACCACAACACGCGAACAUGACACUGCGCUACAUGCCGCAAGGGCAAGCAGCGCUGGUGCUCCAGAUAUGCCGAGCCCCUUCGUUACUAGGCCCGAGGCUGCAGUGGAUCCAUCUACAUUGGACACGGCAUCAAGUUCUUCGAAAACGCCCCUCGAUCUACCACCCUCGACACCUUCGCUACAUGAAAUUGCCAUCAACACGAGCCUAACCUCCACUCUUGUUAGUGAUGAUGAGAAUUGUUCAAAGGUACGGGACGAGUUCGCCGCUGUGAGUCGAAGAGCUUCCUCUACUGCAUCUUCCUCGCUACUCAGUGAACGUGACGUCUCGCCGCCUGCGUACUUCGAGACGCGAGACUCCGCAGCACUCACGCGCAGACCCACUGCAGACACAGAGCAGCUGAAUGAUGACUCCGUGAUCCGCGAGAAGGUGAUGGUCCUGGGUCCAUCUACAAGUCACCGAAGUCUACGCGCCCGCAAGGAGAUUCAGUUGCAUCCGUACCUGAUCGAUAAAGCGAAAUACCAGAAACAAUGCAAGGAGCGUGGAAUCAAGCCACCUGUGUCACUUCGACUGCAACGCGAACAGAAGCGUAUCAGAGGCGUGUUGCCGGCCUCCUGGCUGAAAAUCGACUUCCGUGCACAAAACCCGCCAAAGUCUCCUGGCCAAGCGGCUAGACGUCGGCUGAGCGACGUCCCUUCAAAAAGAUGUACUUCGCAGCGAGGAGUUGCGAAGAGAGUGGCAAGAAAUCGGAAGAGCAGUGUUGGUGCUCAUGACACGGCUCCGAUGUCUGAGGAUGAUGCCGAGUCGGACGUUUCAGUGCGACAUUCGCGAACUUGGUCACCACCGUUGUGUUUGAGCCCUGCUGCCAAUCGCCUCGCCCUUGCCCCUAGCGAGACCGUCGAUGAUGAUAGUAUGGAGCAUGACUCUGUGGACGCAAUGCUGGCUGGUCGUCGUUUUCGGCCGAGAUCGAGCAAGCCUAGCAUGCGUCAGCCACGCAUUACUGACAAGCUUCUCAAAACUACGAGCCAGAUUGACUCUGCCCUGAGUGACCGAAAGGUCCGUCAGCAAAGUGGCCGAGACCCGAGAAGAUCUCAGGAGCGGCAGGCGAGGCGUGCGAGGGGUCCGCGUCGCACUGUCCCCAGGAUGAGUAUAGUUGAUGCCAACAAUUCACCGUCGAUAUCCACUGCGGCUGUGCCCCCCUUUGUUCGCCUUGCAUUGCGACAAGCCCGCCAUCUGCCGGAUGAGGGACGGCAUUCACCGUCUCGAAAGUUCAUUCGUCUCCAUACCGCUGAUGAGACUCGCGAAGCGACAUCAACUCUGAAUUCGUGGCGUGCUGGCACUCUAGCGGUCCAGCGAAAGCAGAGAGAACCGCGACGCUCGACCCAAUUUCAACCUCAUGAAGCAGUACCUGCUUUUGGAUCUGUUACCGACGACAGAGCCACUUCUGACUCCAAUCUUCACCAAGGCUUGGAAGAUGCCACGAAGACGCCGGCCAGCAGGGGGGAAGCUUUGAAUGUCCCACAGUUUGAGCAAAAGCGCGUACUCAACUAUGCUAGCAUCCGACGAGCAGGACGCCAUCACGAAACCUCAGAAUCAGGCGGCCCACGUGUCGCACAGGUCGAGUCUCUGCAGCGAGAAUUUGAUGAGGGUCGCAGGGCACUUGUGUUCAAGCAUCGGAUGCAGUGCCUGACCGAGAGUGUCACGGAACGCGGUCGUCAUGCUCAGCCGUCUGAUUUCCAGCUCGCAAGAUACUUCCAUCGAGGACGUUCGGAAGCUGGGGACGACCAUGUGACCCCAAUUCGAUCCGAGGCCGCUUCCGGCGCGUCUGCAGCAAGGGCGAUACUCUCGGGAAACGGACAGGUCUUGCCACACAGGCCGCGAAAGCGACGAGCUAACAGACUUGAUCUUGCAUCACUUCAGCACUGGCAGGAAAACGAGAUCAGUUUGGGACCUUCCGAUGAUGAUGUUGACAUCCAACCAUUGACCGACAUAUCAAAACCUGUACUGCUAGGAUUGGGCGCUUUCGGUGGGCACUAUGCUGUUGAUUUCGACGUGAAGCCAUUGCCACCAGGAAACUACUUUCGUCCAGACGGCUUCAUUGGCAGCGGUGACUUUCAUGAUGCUAUCAAUAUAGCAUCUCACGGCCUUUAUGCUCCGCGUGGCCAGAUGAACGUGCACAUUGGUAGCGAUAUGACAGCAUGGGCAGCCUGGAACGAAGAUGUGGCUGCUGACUUUCGUCGUAUCCCUGUAUUCAUCGCAAGUGUCUUGCAAGAUCUACAGAAGCACAGAGCUUCGGAUCAGGACAGCUGCUUCGCUGCGUCCAGUCGGCAGAAUAUCGAGUACCUUCUGCGCUCCACGGUCCGCUACUGUUCCAACUGCCUAUUUUUCGUGGACCCAGUCGAUCGCCAAGCAUGCGUCGAUGGCCUAGCACGGUUUAUUAUGGACUUGGAAGAAGUGGUCAACGAAAGGAGUGCAGCUGGUAAGAUGGAUGCGAGCAUGUCAUCAUCAAUACUGCAGUUCCAGCUCGUUCUAGCUUACCAGGCAAUUCAACUCAGCAACCACCGGAUUGUAUCUACGGGAAGUACGCAGGAGCUUGAACAUACGCUACUGAGGUUGGCAAAUAGCCUUCGCCAAUUCGCCCUCACGGGCUCACUUCAGACACUACGCGACUGGUAUAGAGAUGUGCAAUCGAGCUGUUUGCAAGGAACCGCUGCAGAUUGCUCGGCCGCAGCCACACUCGUGAUAUUAAAUCACAUUGGACGAGGCUAUAGACCCCUCAAGACCUUGUUGACCACUGCAAAUGCGAGUUUGAACACCGACAUAACCGUCAUGUGCAACGUCGACGAGAUGGAUAGGGUAUGGCAAUAUGUGUUCUCGAUCCUUCCAGCACUGCGAAUAGAUGCGAGAGGAUGCGUCGAAGAUGAUGCUCGCUCUUCUCGAGUCGGGCUUGAAGAGGAUUGGACCAUGGUUAGGGCCUUGAUGAAUCGCACAUUCGAGCUGUACGAGAAUACUAGCCGUGUCCGUGGCUUCACAGUCAACGCAUACCUGCGCACGUUGCUGCAUCGUUGCUACAGGCUGAUAAGCAUAUGGCACUGGACAAGGUGCGAUCCACUACUUUACACUGUAUACGACUUUUUCUCGAAGCAAAGCCGAAUGCUCUUGAACAAUGAAGAGACCCAUGGCUCAUUCACUGUAUUGGAAGAUCUCAGCACUCGGCCGCUCCUGGAUGUUCUUCCCUGCGACUUGUCAUUUCACAUUUUCCUGAAGAUGCUCGCCACGGCGCUGACAGCGAUGCGCGAAUCGGGAGUUUACCCCGAUCGCAAGAUUGGCGCCAGCAUCGCAUAUCGCAUGAUACCAACCCAUGGGCGCACGUAUCCGAAGGAGAAGGAUAUGCAGCAGGACGAUGUGGAUGCUCUUCGUAAUCACCAUGAUCUGCUCUGCACACUGUAUUAUGCAUCGCCACCCGGCUACCGGCCAGGAGUCGUCAUACUCCGGAAUCUUGUUGACCAUGCCAACUGGCAUCGAAAAGCAUGUCAAAUCAAUGUCAAGGCGUGGACAAUGCUCACCAUCUUUCAGUCUUCCACCUAUGAGCCGGUCAGUGAGCUGCAGCCACUUGCGGCAUGGUUUUGCGACAUGCUCCGGUCGACUACCACCCAAUACCGUCUCGCAAGGUCAGAAGCAGAGCACGACUUUCACCGUGCCAGAGGCGUCGGUGCGGACAUCACAGAAAGCUUCCUGCAUGCGACAAUUGCCAACAAUCAAGUACAGAUUGCAUCAACGCUUGUUGAUGCUCUGGCGGGCCUCAAGAGAGCCUUUGCGGUGGCGACCAGUAUUGCUGGACUGCAAGCCCUGGUGCAGCCCACCGGCUUCUGGAGUGUACUCGAGCUUUUCGACCCUUCGCAGCGCCGCCUCCUUGGUGCAACCAGUGAAGCCUUGUACGCCGUCCAAGCUGCACUGGAGGCAGAAGGUCGCCUUCGCAGACACGCGGAAAGUCAGAUCAGCAGUACUGAUAGCCAGGAGUUCGGUGACUUUAGCGCACUCGAAGAGCUCGAUGCGCCAGACGAUGGUUACAGACGGCCAACUCCGACGAUUGCAAAUACCCUCCUAGCACCGAUGAGCUCAUUUCUAUCUAACAUUCUCGGAGCAGACUCUAUGCCGGAUGAUUCCCUCCUUGAGAGCAGUGUCAGUAUAUGGGUACGCCUGGCACGGGACCUGGUCGACGAUCAACAAAGAACCUGGCUAAGCUAUGUCGACGACUACUCGCCGAACAGCUGGAUGCAGAUGCGUGAUACUAGGCAAAAGCGAAUGUUCACGCCAUUCUAUAUGUCUCGCGUUGUGGAGCAGCCAAAUAUCAACGAACAAGUACGGCAAAGAAUCCUAUCCAGCUGGCUCAUGUCGUUGGUCGAGCGAGAGGCCAUGCUGAGAUUUCAGCACGUCCUGACCAGCGCGCUCCUGCAUCAUCUCGAAGAGGAGCCGUUGCUGGAAAACCUGCCAUUCGCCAAGGAUGUGAAGUCUGGACGAUACAUAAUCUCGCUCCAUGAAUUUCGGCAGCGUAGGCUCUCAUUGAUUUCAUCGGUACUCAGCAACAUGCGUCAGAACCUGGCACAUCUGAGGCAUUCGGCCCCCUCCCAAUUCGCCGAGAUCAAAAACGCAUAUGCAGAAAUCCUCCGCCAGCUCAUGCAAACCAUGAAGAGUAAUUAUCAGGAGCUGCAAUCAUAUCAGAGCAUUGAUGUCGCGGACAAGAAUGUUCAAGGUGCGUACGUCGAAUUCGUGCAGCACGUUGUUUCCUACCUACAGCAGCAUACAGCCGACUUCUGCCAGGUCGAUAAAUUCUUCACAGACUCUAGUGCGUUUCCACUGCCGGCGACAGACCCUACAUACGUUGUCGGCAAGCUCAAGGGCUGCGCUCUCAAACUUACUGAAUCGGGACCACGAACGGAAUUGGCCGUCUUCAUCCAAACGGUCAGCGAACGUGCUGCAGUCGACGGGCAACAGCAAUACCUCGCCAAUCAACUGGUUACAGCCAUGUGCGGAGACCCUGAAAUGGGGAGUAGCGGAGCACCGAUACUUCGCCUUGUGUUAUUGACGACAAUUAUACCAGCAUAUAUCAACAGUGCAUUAGGCUCAGCAUGUGGGUGGAUCAUAGCACUUCCGCUGCUCCACGCUUGUGAAGUGGUUGCCAAGGAGAUCUUGUACGAUGUCCAAGUCCAAGAUGCGGCUACUGCGGCGGCAACAGCGGGAACGUUGACCACUGUCUUGAGAAGCAUCAGCGGCCAGUGCGACAAAGCAUUGGCGUGGCCCGCGGUGUCCAGUAAGCCCGCAUCUUUGCGCCUUCUUGGCACCAUGUUCAGUGUGUCCAGAGCCUCCCUGACCUCCGCAACCUGCAUUCAACGCCACCAUGUGGCUGGCGAUGAGUUACUCAGCUGCAUGCGAGACCUGUACGCUCAGUGUAACAAGCUAGAAGGGCUGCUCAAUGAUUCAAUGCCGGUUGAUACCUUGGGCGCAUGUCCAUGGCCAGACACAAGAGACUUUGCAGAGAAGCUCGUACGAGACUCGAUGAAUCAUUGGUAUAUUGCAGAUGGCAGAUACUAUGUACGGAGGGGAAACACCUCGAAAGAAGUCCCAGUGCAGCUUGGCAGUGUUGCGCAAGAAAGAGGCAGGUUGCUGCAAGUCCUCACUUGCUUCCGUACAGCAUACAGAGCGUGCUUUGAUCCAAGAAGAAGAAUACGGCAGCAGGAUGAAUACUGUCAUUACUGUGACAUGUCCAACCUGGUUAUAUAAUAAUAAUAAGGUCUUUGAU